CUGGCGGAUUGGCGCCGCCAGUGACCAGAGCCCGAGUAACGGGAUUCGGGGCAGCUGGUCGCAGUCCCGACGCAAGAGGGGCUGGCGUCGGCGCGGAGUCCAGAUCCGCUGGUGGGAUCUGGUCGUGAGGCGUGCACCAUGCCUUACGUGCUCAUCAGCACCCAGAUCCGCAUGGAGGUGGGCCCCACCAUGGUGGGUGAUGAACACUCGGAUCCAGAGCUGAUGCAGCAUCUGGGGGCCUCAAAGAGAAGUGUCCUGGGAAACAACUUUUACGAGUACUACGUCAAUGACCCUCCUCGCAUAGUCCUGGACAAGCUGGAACGCAGGGGCUUCCGUGUGUUGAGCAUGACGGGGGUGGGACAGACACUAGUGUGGUGCCUGCACAAGGAGUGACCUUCUCUUGAUUUGCAGAAGGGGCACUCCUCCUUUGGAGGAUCUGCUGUGGGCCCUGCCUCUCUUCCCAAAUUGUUACCUUCUUCAGCCCAGCACCAAUGGGCACUGAACAGUCUCUGAAAUUCUGCUCUAGUCAGUGGGGGACAAGCCCCUUGCCCUGGUGCUCCCAGUUGUCCUUUGGUUGCAGGCCUAACCCUGACCCUUGCAGUAGGCUGGGUUCUGGGGGAAGGUGCCCAGUGCAGCUGGUCAGCCCAGUAGAGGACGCCUUGGGACCUGACAGGCAGUCCUGUGCAGCUAGUUCAAGCCAAUAAAUGGCUCUGAUGAGUGGAAGCUACUGUACUUUAUUUAUGCAGUUACUGUCACUACAGAUCUAUCCCUGCCCAGAAAGGGAAGCUGAGCCUGGGUGCAGCCAUCUGAGGUAGAGCCCAGUACCCUAUACCUAGGCAUGGAGAGAGGUAAACUUAAAAAAAAAAAAAAAGAAAAAAAAGAAAAAGAAAAACAAGUUUAUUGGUGCUGUGUAGGAAAGAGCUGUGGGGUGGGAAGGAUAGGGCUGGGGGCUAUGUGGGCUGCCCCUCCUCUUCCUGCUGCAUCUGGGCGAUCAGCUGUUGGCGCUCAGCUGCCUGGCGCAGGCGCAUCAUGACGAGGCUCUCAUAGUCCCUCUCUGACAGUACUGAACCCUGGGGAACAGAAAGGAAAGAAAGGGUCAGGGCCAGCAGGGCACUGCUCCACAGACUGCAGACUCAGGAGGCCUAGACAGAGCUGUACUCUUAAGGGUCAAGAAGGGAAGGACCUGGGAACAUCCUUUUGGAAUCUCUACUCAUCCAUGUUCCUUCAGAGCCCCACUUUGGCUUUGUGCUCAGUCACUAGCCUCUCAGCCGGCUCCCCUUUGGCCCAUCUUGACCAGUUAUCUCCGGCCAGCCUCUUUUUAACUAGGUCCAUCACAUCUGUAGUCAGCUCUGUGCACUCUUUCGAGUGAAUCACUUCCCCAUUCUCUUACCAGGCCCUAUCUCCAUUUCCUUUUAACCUUUAUCUGCCUCUCCUUCCCUCUGUCCCAUGGCUUCUGCCUCACAUAGUUUCCAGUGAAGGAAGCUGCCUCAAGUACAGGGAUCCACCUGGCUCAUCUGGCAACAGACCAGCUGCCAGGCUUCCCUGAGGUAGGCUCCUGCUAAGGACACAGAAGUGAGCCCUGCCCUCCACACAGCCUCAAACAUCCCCACUAUAGAAGUAAGAUUGAGACCAUUUGCCUCCUAAAAAUACACAGCAGGCCUGAAGGGCAGGGCCUGUGGCCUGCUUUUAUGAUUUUUACAGCGCUGUUCAGGGGAUUAAGAAGGGCUAUAUUUUAAUAAUCAAAAGAAUAAUAAACAACUACCUCAAUUGGUUGAGGCUGAGUGGAGAAGCAGUGCUAUAGCAGAGCCCUGAGCUAUCAGCCCCAGGUCCUGAUAAGGUCUGCAGUAUGAAUUAGAAUUAGAUCGUUUCCUCCCCACAU
Messenger RNA from Sciurus carolinensis (gray squirrel), 1879 nucleotides. It is a transcript of the gene Gchfr, whose product is annotated as GTP cyclohydrolase I feedback regulator. Lineage: Eukaryota; Metazoa; Chordata; Mammalia; Rodentia; Sciuridae. The record is from RefSeq and is a predicted model, not a curated record. Gene Ontology annotation, biological process: negative regulation of biosynthetic process. Gene Ontology annotation, molecular function: GTP cyclohydrolase binding. The transcript is spliced from 3 exons. The coding region runs from base 139 to 393 and encodes 84 amino acids. Gene Ontology annotation, cellular component: nucleus; cytoplasm.